Chilo suppressalis (striped riceborer) is the source of this 9950-nucleotide messenger RNA. The record is from the annotation of a GenBank genome assembly. NCBI's taxonomy places the organism in Eukaryota, Metazoa, Arthropoda, Insecta, Lepidoptera, Crambidae.
CUCAACACGCGUGGCGUGGCGUCGCGUUUCAUAAGUCUUAUGUUUCUUCGGUCAUAUUGUUUCUUUCUUUUUUGGUUGAACGCACUAAUCUCAGAAUUCCGAUUCGAAAAAAAAUGUGUUGGAUAGUGCAUUUAUCAAGGAAGGCUAUAGGCUAUAUAACAUCACACUAGGACCAGGAAGAGCGGAGCAUCGAUGAAAAUUGCAAAACGGAUACACGAGCAGUGUCUUCAGUAUUUGGUUUAGUUUCACCGCAAUCUUUACCGUCCAUUCGGUUCAUCGUAACAAUUUUGUGAUUGUAUAGUAUUGGGUAAAUAGAUUUUUAUGAAUAGAUGCGUUGGUGUAGGCGGGAUAGUGAAGGGCGGGCGGCGGGGCGUUGAGCGUGGAUGGUGUUGGUAGGGCGCGCGGUAUGGCGGCGCGGUGCGGGGCGGGGCGAGCGGGGCGCGCGCGGCGGUGAGGCCGGCGCGGCGCGGCGAGAUGCGCGGGUGCGCGCGCGCCUGGGCCCUGUGCGCCGCGUGGUGCGCGUGCAUGCUGGCGGCGGGAGCGGCGGCGGCGGCGGCUGCGGCGGCGGCGGCGGCGCGCGAGCUGCGCGUGCUGCAGGCCGACGCGCGCACUGCGUUCUACGUCGGUAUCGCGGCGCCGCCCUCGGCCGCCGCCGUCGUGUCAUCGUUCAACCGCUCGCUGGCGGAGAUCUCGCGGACGUACCUCGCCGGCGACUAUCCGUUGUACCUGCGCAACAUCACGCUACUACCCCUUUACAUCGAAUUGCCAGAAGAUGAAAGGUUCACCGCGCAGGUGCUGGAACAGACAUGCUCAGCGCUGGGGGGCCGGCGGGUCGCGGUGCUGCUGGUGUGCGGCGGAGGCACCGCCGCGGCCGCUGUUGUGUCUACCGCUACCCGUGCCGGCGUCCCGGUCCUGCGUACAUCGCCCUCGCAUCUGCAUCUUUCUUACACAAUCGCAAACGACCUGCUUCCUCUUGAGAUUCGACUAGAGAUCACUGCAAGAGAAACUCUGCAUGCGCUAAGGGCUACGCUGUUGCACACCCACUGGCACACCUUUACUUUACUUGCAGAAGAAGAUAUUUACUCAACAUUAUCGCUACGAAAAGAUCUUUUUUCUAUUCUUACAACUCAACCACUAAAUCCUAAAUGGCUUUCACUUCCUUCAAAAUAUACUCGCCAUGCUCUAUUCAGGAGACUCGCUGAAGUUUCAAGACUAACUCGAGGUGUUGUUGUCUUGAUUUGUGACAUAAAAUAUGCAAAACUAGUUAUGAAGGAAGCAAGCCGACUUAAUAUGCUUGAUGGUCACUUCUUUUGGUUGUGGAUUGAUGCUUCGAAAGAGCUUGAUGUCUUCCAUACUGUCACUAACAAAACACAGAAUACAGACGAUGAUAAUUUCGAAAUCUUCAAUGAUCAACAAGAGAUGAUGACACAAGAUAGUUAUGAACGUCGUAAGCGAGACGAUGCAGACAAUAAUUUUAAUGACAAUGUACGGAGUCAUAUUGCUUCACCGUUGCUUGAUACAAUCCCCGAAGAUGAGUCAAUCAAGGAAGUUGACAGAAGUAUAAAUAAUACUCGGUUAAAUUCAGUUUUUCGUCGUGUAAGUCGAAAUAUAAAUAAGUCCGAAGCGCACAGUGUUAAUAACAAAUUAUUAAAUAAUAAUUUUAGUCAAGAAAUUGAUAGUAGUCGCAAUACUAGUCCAAAAAAUUUAAGAAAUUUUGUAAAUAAUAAAGGCGUUGAAACUUCUAAAGUCGAAAAAGAAUCAAUUGAGAAAAGGAAAAUGUCCUUCCUAUCUAGUAAUAGUAAUAGAUACAGUAGUAAUAAAUUAAAGAAUGAAUCUUUUGAUAAAUAUGUAAAUAGCAUAAAUGUUGAAGGUACUGAGAGUUUAGAGAGUUCUCAAUUGAGACGAGAAUUGGUGUAUAAUAGCGAAUAUAGUAAAACAUUAAAAGAUAGCAUAUUAUUUUCAAGUGAUAUUAGUGAUUUCUUAAUGAAUCCCACGGUGCAUAUAGCUAAAGUGCAUAGUGUUAGACAAACUAAAUCAGAUUAUGACGAUUAUAUUGAUGAAAUAAUGGAUGAAGGAGGUGAUGAAAACGAAAAUAAUAUAACUGUGAUUAUGGAUAACCUGCCCAUUGGCCUGUUGGCAUUGCAUCCUCAACCUAUGAAAAUCGAUCGCGCAUUCGUACGUGCGGCAUUGAAAAUGGCAGUCGCCGCACUCCGGAGAGUGUUGCGAGCAUGUGACGCGUGGUCGGCUCAAGCGCAGUUUCUCAGCGACGCCACAGCAUCUUGUUGGGAUGAACCUAGUGACGCAGCUGCUGAUUUUUCAUCAGAAUUCGUGAGAGAAACAAGGAUUUAUACAGCAGCUGCAUUAGCAGGAGGCACUGAACGACCUGAAAGAGCAUUAACAGCUUCAUUUGCUCUUUUGAAUUUAGUACCAGGGUCAGAUGAAAGAAAUGCAUGGAGACAAGUAGGAAGAAUAUUAGGACGAAAUGUGAAAUUACACACUAUUAUCUGGCCCGGUGGUCGUCUUGUUGCUCACGGUCAAUCAGAUGGAGCACGAACAAUUUUUCGUAUAGUUACAGCCUUAGCACCACCAUUUGUAAUGGAAGGUGAGCUUGACGAAGAUGGUCAAUGCCUUCGAGGUCUCCCAUGUCAUCGACCCCAAACAUCUGACAGAGAUAACCUCACACUUGCUUUCAACGAUUUGGACAAAGAAAGCGAUCAAGAAGCAAGCGAUUUCUUUUUUCCAACGCCCAAGCCAAUGUUUUCACGAAUGGCCACACAUUGUUGCUACGGAUUGGCGAUGGAUCUCCUAGAAAACAUUGCUCAAGAGCUUGAAUUUGAUUUUCACCUCUAUAUUGUAGAAGAUGGCUUGUACGGUUCUCGAAGACUUGUCAAACCAUUUCGCAAGUUAAGUGAAUACAGAAGUGUUACAAAUGAAUUUCUUUUUAAGCAACAAAGCUAUCGAUCGCAAUACCGUAACGGUAUGGCUUCAGAUGAAGAAUAUAAAUAUGACGAAGAUUCUGAUGAAGAUCCAGAGAAAUGGAAUGGUGUAAUAGGAGAUUUGGUUUCAGGAGCAGCUCAUAUGUCCUUUGCUGCUCUUAGUGUAUCAACAGCCAGAGCAGAAGUUAUUGAUUUUAGCCAACCAUAUUUUUUUAGUGGAGUAUCAAUAUUAGCCGCUCCUAAUCGGAGACCUGACAUACCUUUACUUGCUUUUCUUUUACCAUUUUCGCCGGAGCUUUGGAUUGCUAUAUUUACCUCUUUGAAUGUGACGGCAAUAGCAGUCGCAAUAUACGAAUGGUUAUCACCUUUUGGACUAAAUCCUUGGGGAAGGCAGAGAUCAAAGAAUUUUAGUAUAUCUAGUGCGCUUUGGGUUAUGUGGGGCCUUUUGUGUGGGCAUUUAGUAGCGUUCAAGGCUCCAAAAAGUUGGCCUAACAAAUUCCUCAUUAAUGUAUGGGGUGGCUUUUCUGUGAUAUUUGUUGCCAGUUAUACUGCCAAUAUUGCCGCACUCAUAGCUGGACUGUUUUUUCAUAAUGCUGUUGAUGAUUAUCAAGGAAGAAGUAAUUGGCUUUCUCUACGAGUUGGGACGGCCAGGUCGUCGGUUUCGGAGUAUUAUGUCCAACGGAAUAAUCCACAGCUGGCGCAGCAAAUGCGCCGUUACGCGCUCCAAGACAUUGAGGAGGGCAUCCAGAGGCUUAGAAAUGGCACACUGGACCUUCUCAUUGCGGAUACACCUGUGUUGGACUAUUACCGAGCGACCGAUCAUGGAUGUAAGUUGCAAAGAAUAGGUGAUCAUGCGUUAGCUGAAGACACUUAUGCGAUUGGUAUGGCCAAAGGAUUUCCACUGAAGGAUAGCAUAUCUGCAGUUAUAGCUAAGUAUUCGUCGAAUGGCUACAUGGAUAUAUUAACUGAGAAGUGGUACGGAGGUCUCUCUUGUUUUAAAUUAAGCCCCGAUUAUGGGAUUCAACCAAAACCACUUGGUGUGGCGGCGGUAGCUGGUGUGUUUAUUUUGCUUGGCGUGGGAAUGAUCGUGGGCUGUCUCAUAUUGAUCCUGGAGCACUUGUUUUAUAAAUACACACUGCCUGUUCUACGUCACCAGCCCAAAGGAACGAUAUGGAGGAGCAGGAACAUUAUGUUUUUUAGCCAGAAACUGUACCGGUUCAUAAAUUGUGUCGAACUGGUGUCCCCUCAUCACGCGGCGAGGGAAUUGGUAAACACUAUUCGCCAAGGACACUUCACAUCCCUAUUUCAAAAGAGUGUGAAAAGGAAGGAACACGAACAGCGUAGACGAAGAAAGAGUAAGGCUCAGUUGUACGAAAUGAUACAGGCUAUCAGAAGGGUUCAGCAGCGGGAUCACUCGUUGGGUUCGAUUAAGGAGCAGGAACCAACAGAAACUGUGUCCGAGGAAUUAACAGAGUCGAAAUUCUUAUCUCCAUCGCCUGAAGUUUCCUCUAGAUCCCCUCGCUCUGGUCGCUCGCCUAGACAACUCCGUUCCCCAAGAGGACGCCGGAAAAGAUGCAGCCUAGCUGGACUGAAUGUGAGAAGAUUUAGCACCGAUUCUGUACUAGGUUCUGAUUCUGUAUCAAACAUUUACGAACGAACCAGUCUGAACAUCGGAAGAAGGCUUAGCAGAGACGUGAACUUCCUAUCUAGUUCUCCGCCAGAUAUAAACACUCGUCUACGCACUCCCUCGCCUAUGAUUCGAAGAGCCGAAGGAUCUUCUACGAGAAGUUACCAAGAUGUCUCGGAUAGAUCAGAAAGUUAUUUGUGUUCAGAAGCCCCUACUUCAAGGGCCAGUGUUGAAAUCUUAGUUUCAGAAGAACGUGAACUCCCGCCAGCACCGCCAUAUCCAAGGGUAUCACCAAUGGGUGCAAGAUCAAAACUUUCCUUACUAUCCGAAGAAGAACUCAUAAAACUAUGGCGAAGUUCUGAAAGAGAGGUACGUGAAGCAUUAUUAGCUGCUUUGCAAGAGCGACGGGCCAACCUAGAUCCGAAACAGGAUCCGGGAUGAAGGGGCAGACAGAUUGAAACUCUGGAAAGAACAUGGUUUGUAGAUUCAAUUAGGAUCUCUUUUCGCUUCAUGUCGUGGAGUGAGAGCAAUAGGGAGUAUCGAUAUGAUAAUACGCAGUGGUUGAUUUAGUGCCUUUUUUACAUUGUUUGAUGCGGACGUUUCGCAGGUGUUAGUUCGACAAUCAGUGUUCAUUUUAGUGUCUUGUUAUUAUUAUUAUAUUUAUAAAGCUGCCUUAUUUUAACAUUUAAUUGCUUCAUAAAUCCUUGAUCCGCGUCAAACAAUCUAAAUAUCGGUACUAAGUAGGUAAUAUUAUAUUUGGAGAUAUUUACGUCCAGAAUCAACUUAAAUAUUAAAUUAGAAACUUGAAAGUGUAGGCUCUUAAAAUAUAAUUAUGUAUGUAUAAAAUUAAGAUAGCUGACCACAAGAUAAAGUGCUUUAUUCUAUAGUGUACGUAGUUGAACAUAGAUUAUUUCAUUUAUUAAUAAUAAAUUGGUGAACAAUUUCAAAUAAAAUACUAGACAUAGAUAGAUAAUAUGUCAAUAAAAUUUUAAUAUAUUUACGAAAAAAAGACGAUAUGAAAGGCAAAUUCAUAAUACCUUAUUAUACCGCCUAUCUAUGGAAAUUAGUAUACCUAUUAAAAUGCGUGUUAUCUCUUGUAUAUUCUAACAAGAAUUGUUUAUUUUCAAUUUAUGUUCAAAAGUCAUCCUUGUCUUUAAUGCGUCUUGAAAAUAAAUUAGAAUUUAAAUGCAAAUUAUCGAUCAACAUAAAAGGUGUGUUGGUUCCUAUGACGAAAUUAUUAGUAAAAUAAAUUACUAUGAAUGUGAACAUUAAAACAGUUGCAAAGGCAACAAAACUAUUGCUUUUUAUUUUGAUUUUACCUGGUACCUGUUUUUGAAAUGCGCUAUAUUUUUUUAGGUAUUUUCUACCGUACAGGUAUAAAAAAAACUCUUUGGGUAUUUAUAUUUCCUAACAUAUACCGAGAUAUUACCUUAAUAAAAUUUACCUUUGGUUUUAUAUUCAUUUUAAGAACAGAAUUAAGAUUUAAAAAUAAAACUUAAUCAAAAGCUAAAAACAAUUAACUUUAAAAUAUGUAGGCAAUUUAUUACUCAUGUCAAUUGCAAAAUAUUGAAUAUUUAUUAAAAAAGGAAGUUUUUAAUUGCUUCAGGGCAUUUAAUUUUACUCAGAAGACUAAGCCAUUAAGAUCAGACAUAAAUAUAUGGAAGAAUUUCUAUAUAAUACCACUGGUAAUAUUGCUGGUAAUUUAUUGUUCUUUAUAAGCCAUGUUGCAAAAUUAAUAAAGGCAAGCAAAAAGUAAUACAUAAAAGAACAAUAAAAUGUUUCCAACUGCAAAUCACAUCAAAUCUACAAUAAAUCGUGUACUGUUAGGUACCUUAUCGAUUUUCUAUUCGCCGCUUACGAUUAGUAUUCAAGAAUAUAAUGGAUCUCGUACUCAAAGAACCUUCAACAUAUUCAACAAGAAACUUCAACAUAGAACAGAAGACCUUAUCAAUGUAGGACAUCUCAUAACAAAUAAGUUGUAUCCUAAGUUUGAGUUUGUAUUUUAAUGUAUACCUUCUCAUCAGAAAGUCCUAUUUAUAUGUUACCUUAUUUCUGUGAAAGCAGAAAAAAGAAUUUAGAAGGAAAGUCGAGUCAAUAUUGUGGCGUAGUAUACUUUGAAAAAGUCUUCACGAAUCGCCACAAUAUAUUCGCAAUCGAAUUGACAAUUGACAAACGAUAAGACAGAAAGCGUGAAAACAAUAGGGCUUGUAGGAACGUGAAAAAGAGAAAAUGAAGGUGUGUUUAUUGCGGAAUGAAAACACUACGUGGUAUUUUUGUCUUCGACUAUAAUAUGAUAUUGUGUUUGUGUUACAUAAUUCCGAAGUUUUUGUUCUACUUGAGCUUUUGUUUUCUUUAUGGACAUUUAUCAUUGGGAUUAUUAACACUCCUUGUCUUUGCUUCUUCUCUGUAUUGUAUCUUUUUGAUUAAGAGCAUUGUUUUUAAUGAUUUUAUCGCCAAUUUUUCUGCCUUAACAGCGACACCUUAACUAAACAACUGCUCUGAUACUAUUCAAUUCUAUGAGUAGAAAUUACAUGCAUGAUUGGUAUAGGUAUUCUUAAGUUGCUUAAAAUUAUUAUUUUUCUCAUUAUAUUAAUUACAGUUAAUUUCUCAUAAUUAUCAUUACGAUAAAUUAUGGUGAGAUAAACUUAUUAUUAGCAAAAACAUUGCAAUAUUGCCUUCAUUGAUAAAAUAGUAACUAAAACCAUCAUUAAACUUGAGUACUUGGAAAAGAAGCUAACACACAUAUAUAAUUUUUAAUUAAGAUUAUUUAUAUUUCAUGAAGUGGUGUGAGUGAUCUCGGAUACCACAUACCUUUUAUGCGAAUUGAUAUUUGAACUGAAUGAGUAUCAACUCAAUAAAUAUACCUACGUAUUUGAAAAGGAAUGAAUAAAAUACUGCCAUAUUAAUAUAAUAUUAGCUAAUACACCAACUUCUUCUUAGAUUUGCACCCUUGUAGAGUUUAGUUUAGGUUUUUUUCUCUAUAUCAUAUCCUAUAAUAUUCUUCGAAAUUACUUAUAUUAAUAAUCUACCCUUAAAUAUAAACGAUAAGCAAUAUUUUAUCAAUAGAUAUUUUGUACGUAAUAUAUAUUUUUUUCAUUAAAGUCGUCCCAUUUUAUUAGCACUACUGAAUUGUUAAAAAAUAAAAAUUUACAUUUUAACUUCCUUUUUAAUAUUUUGUUGUAUGAAUAUGAACUAUUGUUUUAGAUAACUUUCUUAUAUUUCAAGUUUGGACCAAUACACAAAUGUUUAUUUAUUAAUUAAAAUAUUCUAUUGGAUGUGAGUCAUCUAGUGAUAUAUAAAGUCUUAUGCAUUCCUCUCUCUAAUGUAUGUAUAAUAUAAUUACAUAAUAUAGAUAGUUUAUGAAAUUGCCGAGUAAGUAUAUUCGAUACUUUAGCUGUAGAUAUAUAAUAAUAAUGUCGUAAUAUAAAUUAUUAUUUAUCAUAUUACUUAUAUUUUGUUCCAUAUACUGGCGUAAAAAGGCUUAGAAUUAAGUAAAAAGAAAAUUAAUUAAUUGACAAAUAAUGUUCCAAGUAGAAACGAAUUACGUUAAAUUUCAUGGACUGGACUCAAAAUUUCUUUUUUUAGUCUAGAUAUUAUUAUUUUUUAUCUAAUAAUAUUCCACAAUAUGAAAGGCAAAUUAUUACCUAUAUUUGAUAACAAAUCCUAUAUUCUACCUACAAACUGAAAGCUAUAAAUAUUUUUCGAUAAUUCAGAAAUAAAGGCAAUGGCGUGUAAUUUGUGUGUUGUCUAUGAUGUGAAGAGAAUUGAGUUUCUAUUAUGAUUAUUAAUUCUAUAUUCAUUAUUAACCCACUAAUUGGACUUUUUCUGAGAUACUGGUCUCACAUACGCCAACAUAGCCCAGAGUGGUGUAAAUAUUAUAUUUACUAUAUUUUUUUAAUCUAAGGAUUGCCUAUUAAGAUAGGCAAGGCGUUUGACCACAAUCUCGCAUGAUGGAAAGCGAUGAGGAGGCCUAGGAUAGUGCACGCCUGCCUAGAAGAUGCCUGUAGUGGAUAGAUAAAUGUCACCGCAAUGAUACGUAUGUCUGUGAAAAUUGAUUGAUUUUAUACGAGUCACGAUGGAAAAGAGGACCGCCUCGCUAAUGCUGACGUUGCAGAAAAGCAGUUGACGAUCUUAGUGGCGCUAGUGGUAUAAACGUCGGGUUUCAAGGUGUUGCCUAUUCAGAGGUCCCAGAUUCGAAUCCCGGUGAGGCAAAUGUUAGUACGAUGAAUACGGGCAUUUGUACCCAAGUCAUGGAUGUUUAUACACCGUAAAUUUUGAGUUACCUGAGAGUACUGAAAACAGUCAUACACAUAAAACGUACUUCACCCCCAUAUAAAAAUAUUGAUUUACGUCGUUUAAAAAAUAUCGUAUGAACGGUAAAUAACAUACCCAAGUAAUUAUAUAUUUAUUUCAGUACGUAGAUACUAAAACAGUUUUUAUUUAAAUCAAUUUAUGACAAUUAAAAUGAUAGAGGUUUCAUAAUUGCACAAUUAUUCAGUAAACCUAGACAAAUUUUUCGAGAAGAGCAAAUUUUGUUUUUGCAUAAAAAAUAUAUUAAUAAAGUAAAAUAAAUUUUGAUUUAUCAAAAUUCACGGUGUGUGUGAUCACGGUGUGUGUAUUUUAUCACUGUGAUCUCUAGAUAAAUAUACUUGUGUAGCAGUAUUAUGUAUUCUAUCGGUUGAGCUACCCCUUAGUAUCUCAUAACACAGCGUUGCAGUACUUACUUUGCUCAUUGGUGUGAGUAUUUGAAAUAUUUAUUUAUUAUUUACUUGGUUCGUAAAAUUAGCUUCGUGUGAGACCAGUAUUUAAGGGUACGAUUAUAACCACAACAGUGUUUUUCCUAUUAUUUUAUGUGACAAUUCCAGGUAUCAAAGAUACCAUUAGUUAACCAUAUGAGUAUGAUCAUAUUAUGAUAAGGAAAAAACAAAUAGAAAUCUUUUAAUAGCAGUUGCUUAGAUCUUAUUUUUAUGAAACAAAGAACGCCAAUUUUAAUAUUAGAAAUGAUCGUGUCAAACAUUUGGUUUUUUAUCUGUAUAUUGAUGUAAAUAAUAUGCAAAUGAUAUUAUUCAUAAAAAGUGGUUCGAUAAUGUUUUAGCAUAAAAACGAUAAUAGUUUACUGUCAUUGAAUACCUUUGCAUUUAAUUCACGAAUAAUUAAAGAAAGCGGCUUACAACCGAUUUCAUUUUGUCCAUUAAAAUUAACCAGGUAUUGAAUCAUGCAAUACUAUGUUAAAUUGCGGAAAAAAGAUGAUGAUAAUAGUUGAAAAAUAAAUAUUUGUGCCAAUUGUUAGUUUUAUUUAUGCAACAUUAUUCCCUUCUAAAUCAUAACCAUUCAUAGAUUUUGACAAUAUUUUAGAUAUUAAAGAAUUUUUUGUCACGCUAUCUAGA